Polistes canadensis is the source of this 2099-nucleotide messenger RNA. It is a transcript of the gene IntS9, whose product is annotated as integrator complex subunit 9. The coding region runs from base 83 to 2059 and encodes 658 amino acids. Gene Ontology annotation, cellular component: integrator complex. NCBI's taxonomy places the organism in Eukaryota, Metazoa, Arthropoda, Insecta, Hymenoptera, Vespidae. Gene Ontology annotation, biological process: snRNA processing. The record is from RefSeq and is a predicted model, not a curated record. The transcript is spliced from 10 exons.
GCUUCAAUGACCUGUAUAUAUAAACACGGACGCACUUUGAACGAUAUAGGACUUGAAAAUAAAUCCAAAUUCGAUUACAAUAAUGAAAUUGUAUUGUUUAUCAAAUGAACCAACAAAGCCAUGCCUUGUUCUAAGUUUCAAAGGGAUCACUUUGAUGCUGGAUUGUGGAUUAAGUAUGCAAUCUAUUUUACAUUUCAUGCCAUUACCCAUGGUUCCAAGUGCAAAAUUCAAUUCCUUACCUAAUUGGCUUCCACGAGAUAAUCAUCAAGACUGGCAAAUUGAAGGGGAACUAAAAGAAUGUUGUGGAAGAGUAUUCGUUGAUUCAACGCCAGAAUUUUCUCCUCCUCUUGAAAAAAUAGUAGAUUUUUCCGAAAUCGAUGCUAUUCUAAUAUCAAACUAUACUUGCAUGCUUGCAUUACCAUUUGUAACAGAAGGUACUGGUUUUAAAGGGGUAAUUUAUGCUACUGAACCAACAUUACAAAUUGGAAGAUUUUUUAUGGAAGAAUUAGUAGAAUUUAUAGAACAGACACCUAGAGCAACUUUGGCUAAGCAUUGGAAAGAAUUAUUACAUAUAUUACCACCUCCCUUGGCCGAUGCUCUUAAACCAAAAUCCUGGAGGCAUAUAUAUGGUUUGUCAGCUAUAAAUUCUGCUUUGUCAAACAUUCAAUUGGUUGGAUAUGAUCAGAAAUUGAAUAUAUACGGCGCAUUGACAGUUACACCAAUAAGUUCUGGAUAUUGUCUAGGUAGUAGUAAUUGGUUGAUAUCAUGCGAUCACGAAAAAGUUGCAUUUGUAAGCGGUUCGUCGACAUUAACGACUCAUCCAAGACCUAUGGAACAAGCUACAUUGAAGCAUGCUAACAUGUUAAUAUUGACAGGUUUAACUCAAACGCCGACUGCUAAUCCGGACACGAUGCUCGGCGAAUUGUGUAUGACUGUUGCUAUGACACUCAGAUCAGGUGGCUGUGUUUUGAUACCAUGUUAUCCUUCGGGUGUGGUAUAUGAUUUAUUUGAGUGCCUCAGUACUCAUUUGGAUAAGUCUGGAUUCUCUCAAGUUCCUCUUUUUUUUAUCUCCCCUGUAGCAGAAACUUCCUUAGCCUACUCAAAUAUUUUGGCCGAAUGGCUUUCAACAAAUAAGCAAAAUAAAGUCUACCUUCCGGAAGAACCUUUCCCUCAUGCAUUUCUUGUUAAAAAUGCGAGACUCAAACAUUACACUUCUACCUAUGCGGAAGGAUUUAGUUCGGAUUACAGGCAACCUUGUGUUAUAUUUUGCGGUCAUCCUAGUUUAAGAUUUGGAGAUGCUGUACACUUUGUUCAAUUGUGGGGUAGUAAUCCACAACAUACGAUUAUUUUCACAGAGCCUGACUUCUCUUAUUUAGAUGCGCUUGCACCAUUUCAACCAUUGGCAAUGAAAGUAGUUCAUUGUCCAAUAGAUACGUCUCUUAAUUUUACCCAAGCUAAUAAAUUAAUUAGAGAUUUGAAACCAGAAACUUUAGUUAUUCCUGAAUGCUAUACUCAACCGCCAAUAACUGCGAUACAUAGGACAGAUCUUGUUAUUGAACCUGUUGGAGAAAAGCCAUUAAUUACUUUCAAACGGAGUGAAGUUAUAAAAUUACCCUUAAAACGUAAGAAAGGGCGCGUGUUUAUCGAACCUGAACUGGCUGGAAAUAUUGUUUUAAAUGAGAUUAGACCAGGAUUAAGUCUCGCGUCGGUUACUGGUGAAUUAGAAGUGAAAGAUAAUGUAUAUACGAUAAAGAACAUAGAAGAUAGAUCUAAUUGUAAACGUAAAGGAUCACCAGCACCAAUAAAAGAAGAAAUUCUUAAGGAAAGAAAGCACGAAUAUGGUGUAUUGGAUCCUCAAGAAUUGAUUUUAAAACUUAAUCAAGAAGGAAUCUUAGGUGCUAAAUUACAACAUAGUCCGACCUCUACUAGUAUUCAUUUGCAAGACGAGGAUACUUUAAUUCAGAUAGGAGAUAACUCAACUCAUAUCUUUUGCAACGGUGACCAAAAAAUCAGGAGAAGAUUAAGAGCCAUUAUAAUGAAGUGCUUAAAACAAUUUUGAACAUUCGUACAAAAUAAAAUAAAUGAAAGUAAUAUAAUAA